AUGAGGUUUUCUAUUUUCCACUGCUUUCUAUGGGCCCUUGGAUUAAUACAGUUUGGAGAUGCUCAAGUCAGAUUUCGGAAUCCAUGGAUUAACGUUGUCCGCCGGCAUUCCUGUUCGAUUGUGGAGUGUAAUUUUGGAGAGACAUGUGACCUUUCCUAUCAGAACUGCCGCGAGUCUGGACCGUGUUUUCUAAAGGAGCCCUCCUGUCUCACUGUCUUCAACCUUCCUCGAGAUGGAACCUGCCCAGAUCCCCGACUGAACAUGAUCCAGCAGUUUUCAGUCGACUGUUUUGACGAUGCCGGAUGUGACGCACCACAGAUUUGUUGCCAUAGUUUUACCGGAAGUUACUGCUGGUUUCCCAGGACUCGACAAACGGUUCGCUCUUUAAUCCCAAGAUUUACUAACAGAAGUGUACAGAGAAUUUCAGAGAACGGUACAUUUGUGGAAACCCCACGUGACGAUGGUGAUUUUUUCCCGCCAGAACCACGCUUCAUUGGAAAUCUGCCAGUUUUCCAAGAACGGCGGGGGGAAACUAACGGCAAUGAUAAUACUGUGUUUAUAUUUAGAGAUCCCCAGUUAUCAAACGAGAGGAUCCUCUCUGCUGGGGGUAGGGGACAAGACAACAACUUCCUAGGGAACCAGUCACCAGAUAAUCGACUAAUAUCAGCUUUCCGUGACACACAGCAGGAUGUUGACUCCGGAUUUUCCGUGUUUUCUGAUCUACCAGGGUUUAUUAAUGGCGGUGCAAAUGUUUUGAACCCAAUAGAGACAAGAAUUCCAAACGAGUUUACCACUGUUCAGACCAGUAACGCAUUGAUACCAGCCACUCAAACAAACAGACAGGUUAUUCCAUUCCGUCGCCCUAAUUCAGGGCUUUCUAUUCUCCGAAACCGGAGACGGGAUUUAGGGACAAAUCUUUUCCAGGAUCAGUCUGGUGCUACUGUGUUGAUGGAGAAUCAACCCGUUGACAAUAUCAGAAGAGCUAACGUUAGAACUAGACCUAUAUUAAUUCGUCCGGGCCCCAAUUUAUGAAAUAAAUUUUGAAGGCUUGAAAUUUGAUUUAAUAAUUUUUCUUAG
Saccostrea echinata is the source of this 1077-nucleotide messenger RNA. RefSeq lists its product as uncharacterized. The transcript is spliced from 4 exons. The coding region runs from base 1 to 1032 and encodes 343 amino acids. The record is from RefSeq and is a predicted model, not a curated record. NCBI's taxonomy places the organism in Eukaryota, Metazoa, Mollusca, Bivalvia, Ostreida, Ostreidae.